AGUCAUCUCCGCGUUCAAGUUCUUGUUGUCUCCAUGGCUCGACAAAACAAACGAGCAAUUGCCUCGACAUCCUCUUCUGCAGCCCCGGGAACAAGCUUUGACAACGCUCUCUAUUUCGCCUCGCCUGCCGCCUUUAACGACUGGCUCGCGGCCCACUACAACACCCACACUGAGCUUUUCGUAGGGUUCCACAAGAAGCACACAGGCAACCAGACCAUGACUUGGUCUGAAUCCGUUGACGAAGCGCUUUGCUGGGGCUGGAUAGACGGCCAUGCCCGCAGUGUCGACGCCAACCGAACAGCUCGCCGUUUCACACCGCGGGCCAAAAAGAGCCAUUGGAGUCGUGUCAAUGUUGACAAAUUCGCUGCUCUCGAGACCGCGGGAAGAAUACACGAGCCCGGAAGGGCUGCUUUUGCGCGUAGAACCGAGGACAACACCGCGCAGGCGUAUUUCGAACGACAAGCCCACACUCUGAGUGAUGAGUUUGCAGCCCGUCUUGCCGCCAACUCAGAGGCUUCUGAAUACCUGGAGGGGCGGGCAGCGGGGUAUAGACGACAGGUGUACGACUGGGUCAUGUCAGCAAAACGGCCUGAGACCCAAGAGAGGCGGCUGACAGAGCUGAUUGACUCGUCAGCGCAGCAAAUAGACGUGAAGCCAUUCAGGCGGUGA
Mycena indigotica is the source of this 669-nucleotide messenger RNA. RefSeq names its product Bacteriocin-protection protein. The transcript has a single exon. NCBI's taxonomy places the organism in Eukaryota, Fungi, Basidiomycota, Agaricomycetes, Agaricales, Mycenaceae. Bases 34 to 669 code for a protein of 211 amino acids. The record is from RefSeq and is a predicted model, not a curated record.